CUUCGAACCAACCUCAUAGCCGCACAAGGCUCUUGCCAGGAUUCCAAAAUCUGGUGACCGUCCGAACUCAGUGUUGUUACAGUAAGCCACAGACAUGGGUGCUGUAGCAAGAGCCUUAGACCUUGUUUACUACCUGGUCGUUGGAGUUGUUAACUGUCGCAAGCAACGCAUUUCGACCUGCUCCAACAGCCACGCUGCAGAUGCCCCGCAGUUGUGUUGGUUCUGGGGUAAGAAGCUGCAAUCCAGAGAUCGUGCCUAUAUAUACAGCCUUGUCUUCUACUUCUCUAAUUGCUCGAUAUCUUUCUUUCUUUCGUUCCUUCUUUCUAUUCUUUUGUUUACGUUUUAGACACAAGCCCGAUUCGCCCUCUGCUGAUCAUUAUGAACGCAAGGCAAAGAGAAAGGCAAGGCUUAAGAGAGCUAGGAGUAGUUUUCGUGAAAGCUAUCCUGCCAGAAAAUUUUCCAACGCACCUUCUCAAAACAUUCCAGAAAAUCAGAUCCUUCAGAACGAUCGAUCUCGCUACCUUUCAUUUAAGCGACCCAUCAGUACUACCUGAACGAGUUCUCUGGAGAAGUGAAAUAACGAAUCGUGCGAAGAAGAUCGUUAAAAUCGCCGAGGUUCUCAUAGAAGAUGCGCCUGCCGAGAUGGGAGUGCGAUUCGACUUGGAGCAGAAGGUUCUAAGCCGUUUCAAGAAGAUCAUCGAGUGCCCAUCCACGGCCUGCAACAGGCGGUUAUGGAGGUCAGAAGUAGAAGUAGAGGUGGAGUUUCCGGGUCCCAUCGCCGAAAGUCUGAUAACUCGACGGCAAGGCCGUACACCAUGCCAGUGCUCGCCGGGUGAGAAAAAAUCAGACUUCAACAAAAUCUUCUCAAGCCGGGCAGACGAAAUGACCUCUUUCGAUUCCGAUAAAAACGAUUCCGAGAAGAGCAUAAAGAGAAGGCGACCUGACCGCAUCCUCGGGUUUCAAGAAACGGGCAGCUUCAGUAGCCGGCUUAUGAAAUAUAAUCUGAUGGCUGGACGACUAGAAAAGGAAGCUGGCCUCGAGACUAUAUGGGAGACGGUCCAGAGUACCGUUUUGAAUCACAAGGGAAAUUCCCUUUUCUUUCCCUUUCUUAUUAUCGAGGCAAAAUCAAGAGUCGGCCAAUCUUUCGAUGAUUGCAAUAUACAGACUGCAUUACCAAUUUUGAAAAUGUUGAAAAUACAAGAGGGCUUGCAGAGGGAGUCUCAAAUGACCUUAGAGUAUGGAGGUCCUUUAGUCUGGUAUAUAGCGUAUAGAGCCGAAGACUGGCGUCUGUCGGCUUGCUAUAUCUCCGAGAAGCCUGAUGGGCCAUUAUAUGAGAUUGUAACUCUUUGGACUGGGCUGUUGAAUGACCUGGAGAGCACACUUCAGCUCCUUCUUAUUAUUGACUAUAUAUUCGACUGGGCUCGCGAUAUAUACAGGCCUUCAUUAAUCUCCCAGCUUGAGAGACUUGCAAUUGGUCCCUCAGAGGACAAUGACCGUACCUGCGAUGAUGAUAUCUCUAGAAUUGAAAGAGACAGCGAUAUUCUCUCGUUAGCCUAUCCGAAGCAGACACUCGCCUCGAUAAAGAAGUCAAGCGUUAUCAAAGAUUGGGGGGCUGCUGUUGAACAUGAUACUGAGAUCGUACCUGAUGAGGAACGAGAUCUUAAGAAGUGGGCGACUCACGAUUCGAAUUUCGGUGUUUUCCGCCCAGCAUGUACUGUCCAGAACUUGUUUCGAUGCGUUUUCGUUACGAAGGCGAACAUUGAUGCACUUUUCUCCACUGUAACUAAGCAAUCCGCUAAGAAUACGCUUGCAAAAAAUGCAUUAUAUGCUCUAGAUCGAUACACCACCGUUUUGGUAUCAGAGGAUAUACUCGACACGUUGGAAGAACUCUGGACAAACAGAGCCAGACCGAAAACCCCGCAGCAUACUGUGGAAACACGUCUUUUUGCAUCUAUUGUUUAUCAUACGGUUGUGACAAACUACUGGGCACUCCAAAGGAUAAUCUAUUGUCUUGUACUUGACGAGGAAGCGUUGAACUAUGUGAAGAGCUUUACCGCACGAAAAUCCCCCCCUAUGCCUUUCAAAACUGCCAAAAUGUUUAGGAAGAGCAAUGCAGAAGCCUUGAUAGGUUCCUUGCAAAAUCAGUCUAUUCAACAAAAUCUCGCAUCAGCUUUGGCUUCAACAAGACAAGUAUUACACGAAAUAAGCACUGGCACUUCGUUGCCAAAUUCCUACGCUACCUUCGAGUUUGUCGAUAUACACUACUGUCAGGCCGGAUGGGGCCACAUAGAGACAUAUGAGGUGAUAGAUAAAGUAUAUCGUCGGUGUGAGAAGAAUUCCGAGGAACCAACAGAGCCAUUUCUUCGAAUCUCUCACCAAUGGAAUUCACUGAUUAGUGACGCCACUAGUCCGACUGUCGCAUCAUACUUUCCGAACUCUGUACCUUCAACUAAUGAGCAGUAUGUUCUAGUAGCACAGGACAUGCAUGGAGAGAGGCAACGUCUUUGUAUAUACGUCAUUCCAGGUCCCACGGAAGCAAUUGAGCGACUAGGAAAGACUUUGCAUAACGCGGCUGAAAUUGAUGUACUCUACAAGUACUCUCUGAGAAGUGGUAGCUCAAAUAACUGGAAGGAAGUGUAUAAGAAGUGGUGGACGACGGAUUCUGAAAGCUGUCAGCAAGAAAUCAAGCAAUUUCGACAAUGGAGACACGAAGUGCAAGAUAAGCUCCCACAGAGUCUUUCUGCCAUCACAGAGGCCGAAAGCAGCCUCAAGCGCCCUUGCGAAAACGGAGAGAGUGGCGAUGCUUUGACUAUCCAGAAGAGAGUCAAAAGUUCAAUUAUAAUAAUCGAUGAUUAGGCCGGGAAUGGAGUCGUUUGGUGUAGG
Messenger RNA from Pseudogymnoascus verrucosus, 2883 nucleotides. RefSeq lists its product as uncharacterized. NCBI's taxonomy places the organism in Eukaryota, Fungi, Ascomycota, Leotiomycetes, Thelebolales, Thelebolaceae. The transcript has 4 exons. Bases 379 to 2856 code for a protein of 825 amino acids. The record is from RefSeq and is a predicted model, not a curated record.